Galleria mellonella (greater wax moth) is the source of this 2484-nucleotide messenger RNA. RefSeq names its product zinc finger MYM-type protein 1-like. The transcript has 2 exons. The record is from RefSeq and is a predicted model, not a curated record. Bases 924 to 2369 code for a protein of 481 amino acids. NCBI's taxonomy places the organism in Eukaryota, Metazoa, Arthropoda, Insecta, Lepidoptera, Pyralidae.
UGUGUGAUCCGAUAUUAUUAAAGUCUUUAAUUUAACGAAUAAAAAUAAAUUGCUUAAUUCCUGAAAACUUUUAGUUGUGUGUUCGUGUGGUGAAAUUUAAUAAAAAGUUUAUUUACUCGACAAAGACUGAAAAAGGCCUACGAAUGUCUGAAAGGAAAACGAAAAGAUUGCCUGGAGCGCAAUAUAAAAGAAAGCGAGAGGAAAAGCAAAAUGAAGCUAAAAAAAUGUUUGGCUCAUUAACAAAGUUUUUAGUAAAAUCGCCAGAACCGGAAAGUAGUUGUAGUAGCCAAUUAAAUCCAAUUGAUGAUUUGUUUUGCGAUAAAAAUGAAAAUGAAUUAUCUGUCGAAAAUGAAAAGGCUAAUGACAAUACUAGUAGUACCGACGAAAUGGAAACAGAAGAUAAUAAGGAUAUCGAUCUAUACAAUACCGAUACCGCUGAAAUUGAUAAAGCAUAUUUUGCUAUGUGUAUGGAUUUAAAUGAUCCAGCUUGCUGGCCUUUAACAAUUACCACUAAAAUAUUGGAUAUAUUAAUCGAAAAAGGACCCAUACAAAAUAAACAAUCUACAUAUCCAAUUAAUGAAUUGGGAAGAUCAUUUUCAUCAACUUAUUUCUAUAGAAAAAUGCCAAAUGGUGAAAAAUUUAAUCGUGAGUGGUUAAUCUAUUCUCCAAAAACGGAUUCCAUAUUUUGCUUCUGUUGUAAAUUAUUUGGCAAACAAGAAAUAAAAUUAGUUAAUGAAGGCUUCAAUGAUUGACAACACACAUCUGAUAAUUUAUCUCGUCAUGAAAAAACAUCGCUGCAUAUCGGAAAUUGCACCAAUUGGAAAAAUUUGGAAUUAAAUUUAAAAAACAAAGCUACAAUUGAUAAAAAUUUGCAACGGUAUUAUGACGCAGAGAAAAAACGAUGGUAUCAAAUUGUCGUACGCAUGAUAUCUGUGGUACAAUUUCUGGCAGUACAGGGUUUAGCGUUUAGAGGUAGCUCGAGCAGAUUGUAUGAAAACAAUAAUGGAAAUUUUCUAAAAGCAAUUGAAAUGAUAGGAAAAUUUGAUGAUGUUAUGGCAGAUCACAUAAAUCGCAUUCAACAAUCAGUUGCUUUAAAGAACCAUAUGCCACAUUAUGCGGGAAAUCGCUUCCAAAAUGAAAUAAUUAGUAUCCUUGCAGCGCAAAUUCAAAAAUAUAUUUUGUCAGCAAUAAAAGACGCCAAAUAUUUUUCAGUAAUUUUGGAUUGUACGCCGGACAUGGGACAUGUCGAGCAAAUUACAAUAAUUUUGAGAUAUGUGCAUAUUCAAAAUGACGAAGUAGAAGUGAGAGAAAAUUUCGUUGGUUUUUCUCCAGCUCAAAAAAGUACUGGAGAAGCUUUUUACGACUUUUUAAUUGAAAAAUUAAGCUCUCUUAAAUUAAAUGUUAACGAUAUGAGAGGCCAGGGGUAUGAUAAUGGAUCAAAUAUGGCUGGAAAACAUAUUGGAUUGCAGAAACGAAUUUUGGACAAUUAUCCACGAGCUUUGCUUAUGCCAUGCAACGCGCAUACAUUAAAUUUGGUCGUCAAUGAUGCAGCGAAAGUUUCUUUUUCAACUGUGGAUUUUUUUAGUAAUGUGUCAGCAAUAUACAAUUACUUUUCCGGAUCACCUUUUCGAUGGCAAAUUUUAAAAAAACAUGUAAAAUCGUUAACAGUAAAACAAGUUAGCGUAACCCGGUGGGAAUCAAGGAUUAAGGCGAUUAGACCACUGCGUCAUGAAUUAGGUGAAAUUUAUGACAGCCUAAUAGAACUAGCGGAAGAAUGUUCAACACCAAUAGGUCAACAUGAAGCUAAAUGUUUGGCAAUGAAAAUUAAAUCGUACAAAUUUAUUUGUUCCACAGUAAUAUGGUACGAAAUCUUAGAAAAAGUAAAUAUUAUUAGUAAAAUGAUGCAGACCGUUUCUUGGAAUCUUACUUCAUGUGCUGAAUCUAUUAAUAAUAUUUUAAUUUUUUUCCAAAGUAUUAGAAAUGAUGAAAAUUUCGAAAAGUAUUUGAAAAUUGCUGAUGAAUUAUGUGAAUCACUUGAAAUACAACCGGAAUUUCCUGUUGAAAUUUAUCUACGUCGAUGCCAUAAGCGAAAACAAUUUGACUAUGAAGGAGAUGAGGAUAUUCAGUUAACUGCUAAAGAAAAUUUCAAAAUUAAUUUUUUCUAUGUAAUCUCUUGCCAAGAGAACAAGUACAAUAUGCACAUAUUUCGCGACGUACCUCAACAACUCUUACAAGUACAAGGAACCAAAUUAUUACUGUAUCAAAUUCUGGAAAAACAGCAAAAGAAAACUUUAAAAACUAUUUUCUUAACGAAGGAAAGCUACCCUGGCAAAAUAGUAUUUGUAAGUUUUAGCUACAGGACGAAAUAGUGUAACGGAGUUUGUAAAGCCAUAAAUAAUAUGUAGGUAAAUGAUGAUACUUUGUUUUAUGUAGUGAGUGAUACAAGUAUAUUGUUGAAUAAGUAAUAAAUUAAUUUAAAUGGAA